UCUUCUCCUCUCUUUUCCCUUCUUCCUCUUCUUUCUUCUCUUCUAUUUCGUUCCGCGCAAUUUGUUUCCUCGCCGUAAGCUGAUCGGCUCGCGCGGCCGGAGUUAACUUGAACUUCAAAGAUGAUGUAUCGAGCAAACCGCUCGCAGGACCGUGACAAAGUGCGAUGUUGUGUAUUUUGAAGUUGAAAAGUAACGUGUAGCGAAUCAAUCUAAAUUUACAGGCCGCUUCCGCGGGGCGGAAUUAGGACGGCGGACGGAUUUGUUUCUUCCGCGAGGAACGCUCGUAUUUCAUUGGCAUCGAUCCUCACCCCUUUCCCCUCUCGUCCUUUUUUCGCAUCUACGUUCGCCUGUAAUUUUUAAUAUUUCUCCUUUGUGCGCGCACAUUCGCCGCGCUAUUUCCGGAAACACGCGCGCGCGACCUCGUUGCGUCCUUAAACAUCCGACUUUGAGACCGACGCAUUUGGAUUCGACAAUUUUAAUGCAACGUCGUGCGCAUGUAACCGACGAGUGUUUUCCGUUUGCUGUGACCCUGCGAGCCCUGGGGAGCUGAAUCUCUUCUCUUUCUUUUCUCUUCUCGAGCUUUUAUCUUAAUGGCUGAACCGCGCGAGCGCGAGCACGCUUAUCAUUUUUAUGGGCACCUGCAGGCCAGAAUCUCUCAGGAUAUGGAUCAGCCACCCGCGGAAUCGCAGAAACAUAGAGUCGGACCUGCUCAUCUUGACGUUGCUCACGAUCGUCACGGUGGGAUUAGCCGCGGUGUGCCUUUUGGGUAUGCGGUACUUUAUCAUCGAGGGGAAAAAGAUCGGAAUUUCCAAGCUCUGGACCCGCGGGGCGAUAUGGUUCUUCCUCACCGUCGUGAUAUUAGGCUACGUCACCACGGUUUACCUGCUCGGCAGGGACCAGGUGUCGCCGUGGUACAGGUGGUGGAAGAGCACCGUCAACGUCAGGCUCGUCGUGGAUCCUCAGUUGCUGCGCCGUCAACCCUCGGACGAGUCCUCUCAGGAACACGAGGGUCAGACGAUAACGACAUCUGCGGUCGAUGAUGCGUCGUGAGGCCGAGACGACGAACAGGUCGACGUGUGCAAGAGACGCGCGAGAAGGCGGAGGCAAUCUCGGCCGACGCGUGUAAUGACUCGCGAGAGUCUCGGGAGAUGUAAGUCGCGCGAAUGAACGAAAUAAAUAAACGCUUCGAAUGUCCGAGUGUCUCCGUGCUGAUAGCGACUGCGAACGUCGGCGUCAACUGGCGCUGCCGCUUUUAACUCAGACAUUGACCCGACUAGAAAUUUUGAUC
Molecule: messenger RNA, 1288 nt
Organism: Harpegnathos saltator (Jerdon's jumping ant)
Lineage: Eukaryota; Metazoa; Arthropoda; Insecta; Hymenoptera; Formicidae
Exons: 3
Coding region: 631-1050 (139 amino acids)
Source: RefSeq, a predicted model, not a curated record